GAAGAGGGUGUGUAACUCUGAGCGUUCAUAAUGUUUUGAGUCAGGCUGAGAAAGCAGAGCAGCAGAAGAAGCGAAGCGGCGCGAACUGAAGGCACGAGAGCAUGAGGAGCAGCAGUCAGUGUGAACGCGGAGCAGCUCAGAGUCAGAGUCCGAGUCCGAGUCAGAGCACGAUGAGCCCAGCACACAACUCAGCCCUGAUGCUCGCUGUCCUCUUCAUCUCCGUCAUACCCAUCACCACAAGUGCUCCUGUGCUCUUGAAUCCAUCUUCAAUAGAGCAUGAGCAGUUACUAACCCAGAUAACUGAUCUGUGCUCGUUCUACCUCUCUGCAGACCCAUCUUUCAGAACAUCUGAUGUCCUGGAAGACUUGUGUUUCCUAAUGCUGGGAUCACUGCAAAAAUCAGAGGAGAUCACAGCUCGAGAGACCAGCAAAAGGUUUUUAUUUCAUUAUACUAAACCAAAUGGUGCAGGAUUGUCAGAUGGGACGUCUACUGUGUUGCACCCUCUUCUGGAGCUCAUACCCCAGCUUGCCAGAAGAAGAAGCAGGAGAAUGAAAUUAAAUGAUGACCUUCAGGGGCCCGGACGGAUCCAGAGCAGAGGAUACUUCCUUUAUCGGCCACGAAAUGGAAGAAGAUCUGAUGAGUAUGUGUAAAACAAUAAAGAACUGAAAAGACAGCAUCUCCCAACCCCGUCCUGCAGGUGUCCUUAUCCAGAGCCAGUCAACCUUGAAACGUCACGUUACUUGCUCCAGAAAACCCCCCUCUAUUGAAUUAUGAUGUUUAAUGUACAGACAGAAUCCAAAUAAAGUAUUUUAUCUGUUCAGAUGUUCCUGUUUGUGUAACUGUGCCGUGUCUUUUGAAUUAAAAGCAUUAUAAAAUAUUUCUUCAUUGUGCCAGUGUGAUUUUGACCAAACUCACUGUAUGGGUUUCACUGUAUAUUGGAAUGUUACCAAAGAAGAAAGAAAUAAAACCUUUCCCCCC
This is a messenger RNA of Carassius carassius (crucian carp), 978 nucleotides long. It is a transcript of the gene nmu, whose product is annotated as neuromedin U. Gene Ontology annotation, biological process: regulation of smooth muscle contraction. The record is from RefSeq and is a predicted model, not a curated record. NCBI's taxonomy places the organism in Eukaryota, Metazoa, Chordata, Actinopteri, Cypriniformes, Cyprinidae. Gene Ontology annotation, molecular function: neuromedin U receptor binding. The transcript has 10 exons. Bases 102 to 650 code for a protein of 182 amino acids.